AGCACUUUUUGGACACGGAGUAUGAUAAGGCUAAAAAAGCUCAUGACAAGACAAGCGGGCUGAAGGAGCAUGAAAGCCAUAAUGAUCACGACUCCUUCGAAGAUAAAAAAUUACACGCAAAAGAGAACAGCGAUCAUCAUAAAACGCACACCGGAGGCUCUGUUGCCACAGGAAGUGACACGGAAACAGCUGCUAUAAUUGACGACCAUGUCCGAUCACCCCAUUACAGUCCUCCUUAUGGAGUUCAUUAUAAAAAACAACCCCAUGUUGCACACGAUGGACACCAUUUGAAGGAAGACAGUCAUGCUCUGAAAGAAGAUGCUGAAUCUUCCAGAUUACAUCACAGCGAAGAAUCGAAAGGGCAUCGGGAACACAACAGCGAGCGAAAUCUUCACAAAGAAGAGAAUGACAAAGGCUACUUGGACAAGGACAAAGGACGUAGGAAAGAAGGAUACAGAGAAAGAGGAUACAAAAUAACAGCCGAAAGAGAAUAUUUCUUAAAUGAUGCCCACCAUGAUAAGGGAUCAUCCACUCACACCAGCGGAUCGAAACUUAAGGACCAAGAAGGCACAGCUCAUGGAUCAAAGGAAGGUGAACGAGAUAGAGGAUUCACGAAAGAAGAGAAAAUCGAAGAGGCUCAUGAUGCCGCUUAUGAUGCCAAAAACAGACAUUAUUAUGAUGGAGAACAGCAUAAGGAAGAUUUUUCUUCCGGAAAAACUUCUUCAUCUUCCAGCGGGCAGAAGACGCAGAAAGAGGAAUUAGUUCCUUUGGCGCCCCCUGCAGUCAACUAUGUGGAGGCUCAACCUCAUCCUCUGCCAAUAUUUCCUCUUCCAAUUGCUUAUUCUCCUUCUAACGAUGGUGCCAAAGCGGUGGUAGCUUAUCCUCCGGAUAAUCUUAAUCUAGGGAAAAAACUCGCUAAUGAUUACCAGUCUCCCAUAACCAACAGCCGUCAAGCUCGUAAUGGAAGACCUUCGGUUAGCGAUUUACGAAAGCAAGAGCCCAUAGGUGGUUAUGAUGACGAUUAUGAUCAGCCGGAGAAAAAUGGAUACGUCGGCCACGCUUCUUACAAGAAACGGAAUCCCAGUCCUCUGAUAGCAAGCAUCAGAGAUAGCGUUCGAAAAGAUGUGCACGCAAAACCUCCUUCUUAUUCAAAAUCUAAGAGCACAUCAUCUGAAGAAAACUCUGUACGUUUUCCAGCCGAAGAAAGCGAGAAACAUAAAUAUAGUGAAGAAAGAGAUACCGAAGAAGAAAGCGAAGAAGUAGUUUUUCCUCAAGACGAUAAGCAGUAUAAAGGAGACAACAGAGAUCGAGGUAAUGAAGACAGCUAUCAACUGACUCCGAAGCCACCAACACUUAUUGAUUUGCGCAAAGAGCAUCGACACACUGCUGAGAAAGAUAGAUCGUAUCCAGAAGUGCCAAACCAAACCCGAUAUCAUCAAAAUGAUAACGUACAUCAUAAGCAGUAUCCUCAGCUUCAAAACACCAGAGAUGCCCAAAGGUAUUAUGAGCAAAUUCAACCUGAUGUUCGGGAAGUUCAGCAUCCUGAUAAACUAUUACGGACAGUAGACUUAAAUGCAUAUUCUAACAUUCAGAGCGGAAAGGUUCCAACUAACGGUCAUUUAAGCCAUGAUGUACUUCGUUACUCACAACCACAGAUAAAUCAACCUUAUGCGGAUGUGCAACGUAGAAAUCGAAAUAACAACCAAGCACUUUACCCCGAUAUUCAAAGCUUUUAUAAUCUUGGCAAUCAAGGGCCGUUUGGUCAACGCCAGCUACGUGUAGAGAAACAGCCACAAAAUUCCCUCAACGUUCAACAAGAUCCGCGCACAAGUAGAAUAAAUCAAUUGCUUCAGACGACACAGCAACAACCAAUAGGAAGAAUAAAUCAAUUAAUUCACAACACGCAGCAACAAAAUCCACGCCCACUAACUUCCGUAGAGCAGUUACCCAGAGCGAUGAGCCCCUUGGAACAACUGCAGCAACUUCAAGCAAGAGUAACUGCUCAGCAACAAAAUAAUCAGCGAGGAUUAACUUUAACACAGCAGCAUCAAAAUACUCAGCGAGGAGUGACUCCGCUGGAACAACUUCAGCAGCAAACAAAACCCCCAUUCAGUCCAGUCGUGCUUCUUUCUCGCGGACCUCCUUCUCAGACCCAAAACCAUGCAGUCGAUGUCUGGUACACUCGGCAACAAAGUUAAAACAUAAAAUGCAACGUAGAAAACAUAAAGGACUGCAAAAUUUUUAAUUAAGCUAGUGCUAUGAGAUGAAGGGUUUUAAUCGGCAAUGGGUUUUACGUGGCGCCUGAACUUUGUACGGAAACAAUGGGACAAACUUUUAUACUUUAGGAAAUGAGCUGUUUAACAGUGGUUAAAUUGUAUUUUAAUAUUUACUGAUCUUAAAUAUAAAAUUAGAAAUGAAUAUUAUUUAUUCCAUAGAAAGCAUCUACACCAAGUACUGGGAAAAACAUUUAUUUUUGAGAAUUUCUAUACAUUUAACAUGUGACUUUGAGAAAUCCAAUAUACCUUUUUGUAAUUUAGAAAUCUCCAGAUAAAUGUUAUGAAGUAUCUUUUACAUGAAUAUCUUUAAUAUUUUAACCAACUGUAAGUUUUACAGUUAUGCUAAAGUAGAUGUGAAUUACAAAAUUAUUACUGUAAUUAUAAGAGAGCAGUAAGAGUGUAUCUACACUCACAUUGAGAAUUUCUCCCAUUAACUUCCUAUCCUAUUUUUUAUACUAUCGUAAUAUCCUAUUUUUUUCCAAAGUUACUGAAUGAUAAUUUUUAUUUUUCAAAUGAAUUAUUACAAAUUUCAAGUUGGUAAGUAUUAAACUUGAACUGAUAAUUUAACCUGAAAUCUAAACUAUAACGGACUUUAAAAUAAUAGACACAGUUAAACUUAAGUCUAAUUUAAAAAUUUCAGAAAUAAUAAUGAAAAUUUAAAAUAUUUCCAUCAUAAAUUUCAAUAUUUUUUUGUACAGAACCUUGCAACAUUUAUUAUGUAAUUUGAGUUAUGGAUUACAUCCCAAAGUUUGUUAAGUAACACGUCUGAGAAGAAUAAGUUAAUAAACUAUAAAAAUCAGUUAAAAAUCAUUUAUGUAAUUAAUGAAAUUUUCUAUAAAUACAGAAGUAUCUGUUAUAGAAAACCUCUUUUGCUGAAAAAUUUUCUUCCCCGCGCAGAGAUUCUCGUACAUAGGAAGACUGCAUACAAAAAUCUAUAUGAAAUAAAGAAAAAUUCUUAGCUUCUAAUUUUAAAUAAUAAAUGAUAUAUUCGUAGAUAACAAGCUAAAUUAUCACAAACUAUAAGUUUAUAGAAGGAAUAACACACCAAACAAUUCGUAUUCCAAAGAAUGAAUAGAGAAAUUUUAAGAACUAUUAGCUAUCCACUUAUAAAGUUCCUUUUUACACAACACACUUUGAUAUAAUGAAUGCAUUAAAUAAAGAGAAAGCACCCAAGCUACUAUAUUAGUAGAUUAAUUCGCAAGAAAUAUUGUUGAAUGUAGUUAUUUGUUAAUGUUUACACCACUGAAUAAACUUUAUUGUAUUUAUUUGUUUUGUAUAUAAAAGGGCAUUUUGUAUUUGUGAAUAUUAAACUGUUGGGAAAUAUAC
This is a messenger RNA of Stegodyphus dumicola, 3602 nucleotides long. RefSeq lists its product as uncharacterized. The record is from RefSeq and is a predicted model, not a curated record. NCBI's taxonomy places the organism in Eukaryota, Metazoa, Arthropoda, Arachnida, Araneae, Eresidae.